Messenger RNA from Osmia bicornis bicornis, 1047 nucleotides. Its product is annotated as prenylated Rab acceptor protein 1. The record is from RefSeq and is a predicted model, not a curated record. Bases 184 to 789 code for a protein of 201 amino acids. Lineage: Eukaryota; Metazoa; Arthropoda; Insecta; Hymenoptera; Megachilidae. Gene Ontology annotation, cellular component: Golgi apparatus. The transcript has 4 exons.
GGGUAACAUAGUAGUUCGAUGUGCGAUAUGAUGGGAAUUUUACUGCCUACGACGGGUUUUUUCUAAACGAGGCUAUGGUUGUUGAUGGUGGGGAUGCCAGGCUCCACGUAAAGAAUCAAAACAGAAGAUAGUCGUUUCCUCAUCUGGCGAGGCAUUUCCGAAAGUUCGUGUACUAAAAAAAAGAUGGCGGACGUGGAAAUUGAUGUUGGGGGUGAGAUGCAAAAUCCACAAUCACAACAAAAACAAAAAUCUGGAAAUGGGCUUGAAUUUCUACAAAUACCGCUUAACAACCUAGGAUAUCCGCAAGCUCAUGAAUGGAUUGAACAUAGGAAAGCUAAUGUUAGGCCAUGGUCUGUGUUUCUUAAUACAAGCAACAUAAAAUGUCCACCUAACUUAUCGAGAUUAAACAAAAGAAUUAUUAGAAAUAUUGAAUAUUUCCAGAGCAACUAUUUAUUUGUGUUCAUUGGAUUAGUUAUAUAUUGCUUGGUUACUUCACCAUUAUUGCUACUUACUGUAGCAGCAUCUCUUGGAACUUGUUAUAAAGUUUCACAGCGGCAUGCUAAACAAGAACUUAUGUUUUUAAAUAAAUUAUCAUUAGCUCAAAUUUAUACCUUGAUUGCAAUUUUCACAUUACCAGUCUUUAUUCUGGUUGGUGCAGGUGCAGCUCUUUUCUGGGUUCUUGGCGUGUCAUGGUUUCUAAUAACUUUACACGCAGCUGUUUAUAACAUUGAUUCUGUAUUAUGUCCAGGAGAAGAUGAACUCAAUGCUUUAGUUAUGCAAGAAGUAUGACUUAUAUUAUAAUUAUAUUGACUGUAUUAUAUUAGAUGUAUAUAAUAGAGAAUAUAUGAAUUAAUUUUAACAAAAUAUAAGUAAACAUUUAUACUAUACAUUGAUAAUAUAAAAUAUUUAUAUUGUUAACAUUUAAAAAAUAUACAAGUCUUAAUACAAUGUAUGUAUUUCAUUAAAAAAUAAUGAAUUAUGUAGAAAUAUGUGAAAGGAGAAAAUUUAUAAACUAUUUAUUUAUAUUAAAAACCAAAAAAUAAUUUG